Molecule: messenger RNA, 1779 nt
Organism: Phalacrocorax carbo (great cormorant)
Lineage: Eukaryota; Metazoa; Chordata; Aves; Suliformes; Phalacrocoracidae
Source: RefSeq, a predicted model, not a curated record
CGGAGGCCCGGAGCGCCCAGGGGAGGCGGGGUGCAGGGCGGUGCAGCCGGCCCGGCCCGCCCCGUCGCCGGGCUGCGUCCUCCUGCCGCGGCCUUGCUCUGCCGUCCCGGCCGGCCGGAGCGAGCUCUGGGCCAUUAACAAAAUCCCUGGGACCUACUCAGAGCACGUGGCCCUCCAGGGACAUCACGUGUGAGCACUCUAUUUUGGGCAUGUUCUCAGAGUUGAAGUUCCCUGUGCCCUGGGGUCACGUGGCAGCCAAGGCCUGGGGACCUUUGGAGGGACGCCCUGUGCUGUGCUUGCAUGGCUGGCUGGACAACGCCAACACCUUUGACAAGCUCAUUCCACUGCUCCCCAGAGAUUGCUAUUAUGUGGCAAUGGAUUUUUCUGGCCACGGUUUGUCAUCCCACCGACCUGCAGGCUCCCCCUACCAUUUCCUGGAUUAUGUGAGCGAUGUGCGCCGGGUGGUAGCAGCCUUGCAGUGGAGACGGUUCACCCUGAUGGGUCACAGUAUGGGUGGGGCUGUGGCAGGAAUGUUCUGUUUCCUUUAUCCUGAGAUGGUGGACAAGCUGAUCCUGCUGGAAAGUCUUGGCUUUCUGCUAGCUCCAGAGGACACUGAUGCAUGGCUGAAAUCAAAACGGAUGGUGAUUGACAGAUUACUGAGCCUAGAGGCAAAGCAACAAACUCCCAAAGCACGGAGCCCCAAAGCAGCAUUGCAGAGGCUCUUGGAAGCAAACACACAUCUGACAGCAGAGGGUGGGGCAAUCCUACUGCAGCGAGGAGCGACUGAGACACCCACUGGGCUGGUGUAUAACAGAGACAUGAGAGUCCAUACGAAUCGAGAGUCCUUCACAGUGGAGCAGUGUGUGAAGCUCCUGCUGAAGAUUCAGGACCGUGUUCUCAUCAUUGUAGCACAAGAUGGACUCUUGGUACCGCACAAGCUAGACAGCAGAAAUCACUUUGUGAAAGCCCUACGGGAGGCGUUCGAGUCUACCCUCAAAGAGCACAUCCAGCUAGUAGAGGUGCCUGGGAGUCAUUUUGUGCACCUGAACAAGCCUGAGGUGGUGUCUGGGUUCAUCAGCGACUUCCUGACAGCACAGAAUGCCAGAGCCAGGCUCUAGGAAGAAGGAUCACUGCUGCAGCAGUCCAGGAGAACAGAACCAUUCCUACCUCACAUCCAACAUCAGUUUCACAAUAUUCUUUCCUAAGCUUAGCUCACUGCAGGGUGGAAGCAGGUCUGCUGGGGUUCCCUGAAGGAGUGCUGCACAAAGCAUCUCAGUUGUCAGAGGGAAAAGGAAUCCUUGCUCCACUUCCAGCUCUGUGAGAACAGGUAGAGGCCCAGAGAGGCCUUCUCCUUGCUUGCUCCUAACUUGCACCCUGAAAUGGAGCAGGAAUACAGGCAGAGGUACCCUCUGUGGGAGCAGCAGCACCAGAUGUAGCAUGAAGAGGUAGGUGGCUCACCUUGCUUCCUCCCUGAAGAUGGUGUCACUAGUCUCCUCCCGGGGUUAGACCUACUGAAAAAAAAUAGAAAGUGUUCUGCUUCUCUGCUUACUUCCAUGGGUACCUGAGUUCAGAGGGCCUCAGUGUCCCUGUUGUACUGAGACUUGCUGCUUGUUUAAAAAUCAGCUUAAAUAAGAGCUCACCUGGGCACAGAAAGCCAUUUCAAUGAGCUCCUAGGGAAUGAGUCACUAAUCCUUUAGCUGAGCAGCUGGGAGAACUAAUAAUAAUGGAAAAGUUGGCAGAGAUUAGUUCUGUCUUUCUAAAUAAAGAUUCAUCUCACAA